Molecule: messenger RNA, 3235 nt
Organism: Xyrauchen texanus (razorback sucker)
Lineage: Eukaryota; Metazoa; Chordata; Actinopteri; Cypriniformes; Catostomidae
Product: transcription cofactor vestigial-like protein 1
Exons: 4
Coding region: 1480-2100 (206 amino acids)
Biological process (GO): regulation of transcription by RNA polymerase II
Cellular component (GO): nucleus
Source: RefSeq, a predicted model, not a curated record
GUGUUUUCAGUGGAGGAAAAUGGCUUUUUAGCAUGAAUGAGUUUUCAAACUAAAACGUAUUACAUAGCCUGUGUCUUUAGCCACGUCCACACUGGUCCAUUUAAGUUUUGAACCUCCACUUUAAAUUACCUAACGCCAUCGCUUUCCAAAGUAUGCAGCAGCGGUUAUGGAGCGCGUUUUUCAGUUGCUGCUUCAGUGGAGGAAAACUGUUCUUGUGUAGAUGAGAAGCAUAAACGUAGUGAAAUCAAUAUGUUUUCAAACAACACACAUUUGUGUGCACGUGGACAAAGUUUGAAGCACUAAAACAAGGUUUUCUCAAGUUGGGACUAAUUUCCAGUGUGGAUGAGAGGCAUAAAUGUAGUGAAAUCAGUUUGUUUUUAAAUGAAAACUGAUUCGUGUGGAUCUGGCUUGUAUGUGUCUACUAUUAAUGGCGUUACUAACAAGUUCGCAACCAUUUAGUACUCCUUAGCAACUGCCUAGCAAACACUUGGCUUCCAGACUUUAAAUCCACAAAAGGCCUAAAUAAACUUUUUUAAACCGCCUUUACAAGUUGAUUCUGACUCAGAAGGCAUACGGCUACGUUCACAUCACAGCCCAAUUCUGAUUUUACUGAUAUUUAUUUAUUUCUAUCUAAGGUUGUUCAGAUAACUUUUUAAAUGUAGCUCAUUUAAGCCACUGGUUUGAACAGCUAUCAUGCCAUGAGAUCACAUUUUUUUCCCCCCCAUUCUGAUGGUUGAUGUGAACAUUAGCUGAAGCUCCUGACCCCUAUUUAAGUGGGGUUUUUUUGCACUGUAUUGCUUCCACACGAUUGGCUAAUUAGACAAUUGCAUGGAUGAUUGUUGGUGCCAGAUGUACUGGUUUGAGUAUUUCUCUAACAGCUGAACUCCUGGGAUUUUCACACACAACAGUCUCUAGAAUUUACUCAGAAUGGUCCCAAAAACAUCCAGUGAGUAGCAGUUCUGUGGACUGAAAUGCCUUGUUGAUGAGAGAGCUCAACAGAGAAUGGCCAGACUGCUUUAAACUGAUAAAGUACAGUUACUUAGAUAACCCCGCUGUACAAUUAGGGUAGGCGCUGUUUUGGUGGCAAGAGGGGGAUCUACGCAAUAUUUGGCAGGUGGUUUUAAUGUCCCAAAAUGUGGGCCUCUGGAAAUAAAAUGCAAACGCAGUUUAUGGCAAAAGCAUAAUUCAGUGCAAGCCUAAUGAUAGCUUAGUGAUGUUAUCUCGGUGGAGAUGCUCUUGUUCAACUCGCUCGGGUGCAUUUCUAAGCGUACCUGUAAGGAAGUGCAAAACCUGCUGCGUUUAGUAUUGCGUUUGUUUUCUCUCAGUUCGCUGCAUUCUCUUCGGUAAGAAGUAGAUUCGUGCGCCGAACACGAGCAGAAUGCUGGACACGUCGGGGAUUUGAAGAUCUGUGAACUCAAAUCUGAGGUUUCAAAGGAACAAUUUGGUGGAGAAAGCGAGUAGAACAGUAUUCAGCAAAGGAUGAUGGAGGACAGUGUGUUGGAGCGGUCAGAGAAGCAUUUUAAAGAUCCUCCUCAACUGUUUACCUACUAUCAAGGUGACAUCAACACAGCCGUGGAUGAGCACUUCUUCCGUGCCCUGAACAAGGCCACCAUACCAACAGACCUCAGCACUAAAGCAAAGGAAAGCAACAGGACUUCUAUAUCUGAUGUCUCCCCAUCAUCUUCAUCAUCAUGGGCUUUUUCGGGUCUAACGUGGUCCAAGUCCCCGCAUUCUUCCAACCCCUCAAGGCUGACCCAACUGACAUCCAUAAACGAGCCACCUCCAUCCCAGGGAGUGAUCAUGAAUCCCCCAGGACUAUCUUCAGCAUCAUCACUCUGGCCCUGUCCAUCCAGACAGGACACAGCCUUUGAACUGCCUCUUUCACUCUACCAGCAACCUGCUGAGAGCAGUGCCAACUCUUACCUGAAUCUGUUGCAAAUAGAGCGUCCAACAGGGGGCAUCAUGAUCUCGCCCUUUUCAAAAUCAGACAGGCCAGAGUGGAAUGCUGGGACGGCCUUUAAAGACACAUCUGGAAGCAGGAUCGGUCUAGAUUCAGGUGUGCCAGUUGCAGAAAUUAGUAAGGAUUUGUACUGGUAUUGAAGAGAUUUCUGACUCCACAACAAUGAGAUAUUGGACUUUGUUUUGCAUCAGACUGCCUCCUACUAUGUUUACAUUAUGCAAGAAUAACCAUUCAGAUUAAUAAGAUUUAAUUAGCAAGAAUGCUGUGCUUUUAGACAUUGACAGAAUGACUCAAACCCAUUACAUUCAUGGUGUUAGAAAUUCCUAAGAGAUGAAUGGCAGUUCACAGCUUAUUGUAUCCACCAUGAGUGCAUAAAUAAGCUAAUUUUCUACUUAACAUGACAUAAGUGAAAACCUGAUUUGAAAUGCCUUCUCUUAGCUGUUUGAUGUGUAAUUCAGCAAGUAAAGCCUAUUUAUGAGUAGAUGAAGCAAAUCACGAAGACAAUGCCUUUGCAUUUCAUUACAGUUUUACCAAGCAUUAUUUUUUGUAUAUUAUUCUGUAUUUUGAAAGUAAAUAUUAAUGCUGUAGACCGUAAUCAUCUCUAUGGAAAAGGUGUUUGUAAUGCUGACACAAAAAUGACACUGGAAGUAAUUUGACAAAAAUACAUUCACUCUUUUAAAAGGAACACAUGAGUUCCUUAUAACCAAGUUUACCUCUUGGGAUAUAAAAAACCCCUUCAAAACUACAUUUGCUAGUGUGUUUACUCUUCACAGCUUUUUACAGAGAAGGACAUAGUUCAUGUUAUGCAGAAGGUGAACUGAAAUGACUUAACCAAAACUGCACAAACCUGUUUACUCAUAAACUGCCAUAAACGUUUUACCCUAGAGCAAGUAAUGUAGGGUUUGCACAGCCAUGAUUUAUUUCCUUAUUUUACAAGAAUAGUACAGUAUACAGUUGUUUUAAAGAGGUGACUUUUACAAAACAAAUUCCCUGAAUCUGCAUAUGCAAAGGAAUAGUGUCUUCUUUCUUUGCUUUGCUAUUAAUGUAAAAUCUAAUUGAACAUGCUUUGUUUGGGGAAGAUGCCCCCUUAAGAACAAUGUACAUUUACUUUUAAAUUGUAACAUAUUUAGAUAUAGCAUCAUCCAAUACUGUAAAUUCUCAUGGGAAAUAAAUAGAAACAUUUGAUAACUUUGUCGUCAUAGCACAACAUUUACAAUGGUAAAAUAAAAAAGGGGCCAUUCUACCCUACUACUGUGGUAAAAUGACCCGCUACCU